UCUCUAAAACGCAGCAUACCCCACUUCCUUGCGAUCAGAUCCACCUAAAUAUCCAAGGACUGAAAAUCAUCUGGGAUAUCUAAUUUGAGCGAGAGAAUAAGAUAUUUUAGUUACAUCUUUUCUCUCUUUUUCAUUGGCUUUUUAUUAUUAUUAUUUAUGCAUGGAGGGAAUCGGUGUAUGCCCACUUACGCAACACCGCGCUUCACUCGACAGCGGGAUCGCGAGGCAAGAGCGAAAUUAAAGCACGCAUUUUUUUUAUUACAUUUUUGUUUAAUCCCACUGAUUUCUGAAGGGAUUAUCGGACCAGUCAUGAUUGAGAGACCGCUGACUCGCCUGACACCGCUCGGAGCGACAAAGAGAGAGAAAGAGAGACUGAAAACACAUCCUCGGAAUCUGGAGAAACAUUAGGAAAUCUUAUUAUUAUUAUUAUUUAUCCAGUGGGACGUCGCUCUUCUUGCUGGUUGGUGACGUUAGUGUGCGCGCUGCAAUAACUGCACGCUUGACGCAGGUUUUUAUUAUGGAGGGUAACUUUAAUUUGUGCGGUUGCACCAGAAUUUAUGGUAACUUUCUUGUGAUGAUCGACGCCGGGAUUGCACGUCAAAGUGCGCCGUCUUCACCAAAUGUGCAGAAUCUGUUUGGACUUUCUUGUGCAUGACCAGCCAAUGGAGGAAGAGAAAGCAGCUGAUGAUAUCCAAGCAACAUCCAGUUCUCCUUUGCCCACUGGGCUUCCCAUUAACUGGGGACUCAUCACCGGGCCUGUUCCCGAGCCUGUUUUCCCAGAACCACCCUCUUUGAACGCUUCUCUUCUUCCCCCUACUCAAAGUUCAGCCGUGCACGCGCUACAGACCAAGGUGAAGUCACUUACGCAGAGAAGGUCAAGAGGAAGAGACAGGGAGAAAGACAGAGAAAGGUUUGACACAGAGGUGCUGGUGAGCAACCCAGCAGGGCACAUUUCAUCUGAAGUCCUCCUCAGACAGAGACCCAAAGGAAAAGGCCAGCUGUUUCUGCCUGCUCCCUCCUGGCGAUCAGGUGCUGCAAAGGACUUAAGCAGCAGUGAUGAAGAAGAGGAGGUAGAGGUACAAGUCAGGUGGGAGAUCCAUAGUCCUCCAGCUGAAGCACAAGUUAAACAGCAAGUGGGAGAAGAAGAAGAGGAAGAAGAAGAGAGUAUAGAAAAAAAUGAGGGCCAGGUCGGUCAUCCAACAGGUCAGCCUUGUGAGCUUGGAGAGGGUACCAGUCUGGAGAGUCUUCUCUCUGAUGACUCAAGCAUUAGCAAAGAUGGCCCAUCCCCUCCUCCUCCACUGCCUGUGGUCCUUCUCUCCUGCCACCAUCUCUGCUUCUACAUCUUCCUUUCUUCUCCUCAUCUUCUCCGUCAGCAAGACACUGGGCCCCUCCAAAGGGUUCUGGAGAGUAGCACGUCCAGAAACAUUGCUUCUCAACGGUUGUUUGGCCCUCACAAUAUACCCCCCACUUACCACUGAAGGACUACACUCAGACAGAGGCACUGGCGGAGCCUCAGAGGAACCUAAACCACCUGAAAGAGGCAACAAGAAUGAUGUGGGAGGUCAGGUGAAUGACUGCGAUGCGUCAUCUGAAAUAAAAAAUUCUGAUAGUGUGGAGUGGUUCGUGGACAGGUGUGAGCAAGAGGAGACAGAUAUAACUGAUCCCAGCAAAGGACUGUGCAGUUCAGACAGCUCAGAGAGCAUGUCUUCACAAAGUGGAGUCCUCUGUGCUGAUGAUAAACUGAAGGUGAAGGAGAGGGCCUAUGCAAAGUUAAGGGAAAGACAACAACACUAUAAGGAAGCGAGAGAACAGCACAAAGAAGAAUUGCUGGCUAUUAUGAAGAAACAACAUACAGAGUGGAUUAUAAUGUUGUAGGUGCCCAUGCUGUUCUGGACACUUCAGACUCAGCCAUUCUUGCCCAGGAACUUGAACCCUAUUAUAGGU
This is a messenger RNA of Archocentrus centrarchus (flier cichlid), 1944 nucleotides long. RefSeq lists its product as uncharacterized. The coding region runs from base 621 to 1478 and encodes 285 amino acids. The transcript has 3 exons. NCBI's taxonomy places the organism in Eukaryota, Metazoa, Chordata, Actinopteri, Cichliformes, Cichlidae. The record is from RefSeq and is a predicted model, not a curated record.